AUGCAAUGCUCCAGAGACAGGGAUUUCGGCCAGGGUAAGAUCGUUCACUGCCAAAUCCAGCAGACGCUCCACAGGCACGAUAGGUUCCUCUCCAAUCUCCUCGUCGAGAUGUACGCGCGCUGUGGCAAGAUCGAGGAGGCUAUGGCGGUGUUUGAGUCGAUCUCCUCCCCAAAUAUUUACUCCUGGAACAUGAUCCUCGCGGCCUUCGCCACAAACGGGCAUCCAGAUCGAGCGGCCGCAACAUUCCACCGGAUGCCACAGCGCGAUGUCGUCAGCUGGAACCAGAUCCUCCAAGCGACAGCUCCGAUCAGCUAUGGCGGCGGCUAUGGCGUGUUUUUGAGGAUGCCAAUGCACAAUGUGAUCUCUUGGACGACGCUCAUCGUGGCUUCUUCACACCAAGGGCAUUUGCGGGAGGCCAAGGAUCUCUUUGACAGGAUCCCAUCGCGUGAUCCACUCUGCUGGAACACGCUAGCGCAGGGCUACAUUCUCGUCGGAUUGAUCACUGCCGCCAUUGGUGUCCUUUUCAAGAUGCCACUCCACAAUCUCUUCUCGAUGAACGCGAUGGUCACAGCCAGUGCCGCGACCGGGGAUCUAGUCGGCACUAGGAAGGUCUUCGAGGAAGUGAUCGCGGAGAGAAAUCUGGUGACUUGGAACACGAUGCUAGCAGUCUACUCCGGCACUCUCGACGAAUCCAACAGGAUUUUCGCGAGGAUGCCUCAUCACGACAUGAUCUCCUGGAACUCUAUCGUUACAGCGCACUGCCGGCACGGCCUCGUCGAUCGCGCCGGUGAUCUCUUCCACAGGAUGCCAGAGAAAAGCAUCGAGGCCUGGAACAGCCUCGCUCGAUCCAAGGCCGAGAACGGGCAGCUCCAAGAAGCGGUAGAGCUGCUAGAGUCGAUCGAUCGACUGGAUCUCUUCGCAUCCAACACAAUGAUCCUCACUUAUGGCGAGGCCGGUCGACUGGAUCGGGCAAAACGAGCUUUUGAUCAUAUGCUCCAGAGGGAUGUUGUCUCAUGGUCAUCGAUGAUCACAGCGCUUGCCCAAAGCGGGCAUUUGGAUGCUUCGCUCUCGGGCUUUGAUCGAAUGCCCGCGCGAGAUGUUCCGGCUUGGAACGCAAUGAUCCAGAAUUUGGGCCAGCUUGGAUGCACAAGAAAAUCAAAGUUUGUGUUUGAUCAGAUGCCGGAACGAGGGCUGGAGUCUUGGACAACGCUCAUCUCAGCAUUUGCCGCGCACGGGCAUUUUCACGAGACGAAGCUUGUCUUUGAUCGGAUGCCACAGCUCGCGAUUCACUCCUGGACGCUCCUUUUGGGUGUGAUUGCAAGGCAGGGAGACAUUCACGAUCCAGCAUCCAUCCAGAAAAUCGAGCAGCAUCACGACGUGGUUUCCGCGACUGCAAUCGUCUCAGCCUAUGCUCGAAACGGGCAUUUUAGUCUAGCGAUGGUUUCUCUCAGAUCGAUGCUGCUCCUGGGAUUGUCUCCCAAUGAGGUAACCUUCACUGCUACUCUUGCGGGGUUGAGCGACGCAGGGCUCGUAGAAGUCGCCCGAGACCACUUUGUCUCCAUGGGCGUGGACUAUUUCGUGGCUCCCAACGAGGAACACUACGCUUGCCUCGUCCAGCUCCUCGGCAAGGCCCGCCAGAUUGAGAGGGCUGAAGAGCUGCUCUACACCAUGCCGUUUGUGCCGGAUAUGGUGGCUUGGACGAGCUUGCUGGAUGCUUGCCGGGCAUUUGGGGAGAUCGAGCGAGCUAUCCGGCUUGCAAGAGCGGCAAUAGAGUGGGAUCCUGGACAGUCGCAGCCUUACGUCGUUCUUCACAACGCAUUUGCCGAGGCCAAUGUGGAGAAGAACUUCGCGAGAUGA
This is a messenger RNA of Selaginella moellendorffii, 1857 nucleotides long. Its product is annotated as pentatricopeptide repeat-containing protein At2g35030, mitochondrial-like. Bases 1 to 1857 code for a protein of 618 amino acids. The record is from RefSeq and is a predicted model, not a curated record. Gene Ontology annotation, molecular function: protein binding. The transcript has a single exon. NCBI's taxonomy places the organism in Eukaryota, Viridiplantae, Streptophyta, Lycopodiopsida, Selaginellales, Selaginellaceae.